Molecule: messenger RNA, 6327 nt
Organism: Salmo salar (Atlantic salmon)
Lineage: Eukaryota; Metazoa; Chordata; Actinopteri; Salmoniformes; Salmonidae
Source: RefSeq, a predicted model, not a curated record
CCUGCUGCCAUGCCGUAAGGGAGGAUAGGGGAACACAGGCAGGGGCCAGAGCACGGAGUACAUCCCUCAUCACCAGGACUCUGUUUGAGAUUUUCUGCUUUGCUCCGGGUGAAGGAAGGAGAGAGAGAGAGUGAGUGAGUGAGAGAGAGAAAGAGAGAGAGAGGGUGUGAGAUAAAUAGAGAGUGAUAAAGAAAGAGAGACUGAGAGAGAGAGAGAGAGAGAGACACUCUGCUUGCCUCUGGGGCGUUUUGUAAGAGAGAGUGUGUGUGAGAGAGAGAAAGAGAGGGAGAGAGUCGUCCUGAAAGGCAGGCUGGUAGCAUGCAGCAGGAGAGGGCUUCUCCAGACACACUGGUUGCUGCUGCCGUCCAGAAGGCUAGCUUACAGAGGGAAAUGAUUCCGCAUGAAGCUGACAGACGGCUCUCCUCCUCUCUCCACGACAACGCCGGGUGUGACUCGGGCUGCUCUCACGGCAACAGCAGGUGUGCCGCUCUCUGCUCUCUGCAGAGCCUGAGCCAGGCGUUGGACAGACGCUGAACUACCCCUUCCCUCCCUCUCUACCUCCUCCACCCUCCUACCUACCUACCUACCUACCUACCUACCUACCUACCUACCUACCUACCUACCUACCUACCUACCUACCUACCUACCCCCUCCAGUCUCCCAGUCUCCUGGUCCUACCCACCCACACAACCAGCAGGAGGGCCUACUCUGUCAACGAGGAAAAUCAGGCCAAGGAGAGAGAGAGAGAGAGUGAGCAAGCCAAAGACAGGAAUGAAAGAGAAUGUGAACGAGGCAGAGACAUAAACAGAGCAGAAAGAGAACUAGAGAGUUGGUGUGAAAAGAGAGACAGGCACACCUGCCGUUGCCGUGGGAGCAACGCGUGUCUAUGUGACAGAAAGUCUAGAGAGAAAAGACAACAGUAUGAAGUCCAACCAUGAGCGCAGCAACGAGUGUCUGCCCCCCAAAAAGAGAGAUUUCCCAGCCAGCACUGCAGAUGAGAGGCCCCUGUUGAUGGCGCCCGCCAGCGAGACCCAGCGAGGAGAGAACCUGGCAUGGCUGGCCAGCGUAGCUGGCGGGCACAACAGAGACAUUAGCGGAGGUAACGGGGAUGGCAGUAGAGGUGGGCAGCGUACCAGCACUCCCUGUGAGUCUGACGUGCCCCAAUACAAACCGCUAUGCUCCACCAUUACCACACACUCAGACUUCCUGGUCCCUUCCUCCAUCUGUUCCUCCUCUUCAUCACAUCAGUCCAGAGUGGUGACCACAUCGCUCCCUGCCAUGUACAGCUCUCCUCUGUCCCAACCAGGGGGGACCAUCCACUACACCCAGCUUCCCCACAACCUUCAGUUCAUCAGUUCCCCUUACACAGGCCCCUACGCUGGCUACCUCUCCUCAGCCCCCCCUCUACCCACCUCCACAUCCCAACGCUCCCACCCUGACCCCUACCCCAACACCACCAUCACCUCCAAGCUGGACCAGCACCACUCUGUGGGUCCGGGUCGCCCCCCACCACAGUCCCUUCCCCCAGGCCUGGCUGUAUCGGACACUGGCCCCCAGUACGUCCAGCUCUCUGGUUCCUCUCAGAGUGUGGCCCCCCGGACUGCCCCCUUGCCCCACGGAGGGACCCACCACCUGCACCACGACCCCCACCGCACCCUGGCCUUCAGCGGGGGCUCCCAGGUGCUGGUACAGUAUGCGGGCUCCGAGGGGCCCCUGACUAAGAGAGAGGAGGGCCGGCCCAGGGAGCUGCACAAUGGAGAGCUGGAGAAGAGGGGCCGCUUUGAGAGGAAGGAAAGCAAAGGAGCCCCAUCCUCAUCCUCCUCUUCUUCCUCCUCUUCCUCCCAUCACCAGCUCCACCAGCAGCAGAGCUCUCACCAUCACUAUGAGACCUAUACCUCCCAUGAUGCCUCAGGGCUACGGACCUCUCUCAUGCUCGUCCCCAACAGUCACGGAGGACAAGACCACCAGAGUCCCGAAAAACUACCCCUCUCCUCUGCCUUGCACCCAGAGAAAGGCAGCCUCCUCCUGGGUAAACCUGUGUACCGCACCUCCUCCUCCACCUCCUCCACGUUCACCUUCCCCCCUGCGCUCAAUGUGGAGAGUCUUAAGGCAGCCGUCAGCUCCCUGCCCCCCCACACUCACACAGUCAUCCAGCCCACACACAACGCCAGUGAUGCAUCGGCCCUCUCCCUGGGCCAACUCUCCACCAACUUCUACCAGGCUGGCCCCGGUGGGCAGCCCAUCAUCGGCUAUCUGUCUGGGGGUGCAGGGGGUCAACAGUACCACACCAGUCUGUCCCAGCACCUGCUCAUCCCAGGGGCCUCAGGGUCUCAACCUAUCAUCAUCCCCGUCAGUGGGGCCGGGGUCACCAACCUGGAGGCUGGCCAUACUGCCCACAUAGCCACCACAGGCCAACCACAGCCCUUCCCUGCCACACUCCCCCACGCCUACGUCGCCACCACCACCACUAACCCCAGAGAGGAGCAUCUAUUUGAGGUCCCGGCCCCGUACCCUCCGCUGUCCCACCCUGUUGGGGCCGGGGGGAGCGUGGUCCAGGCCCAGCUACACCUCCCGGUGGUCCCAACCCCCCAGGCCCCCUCCUCAGCCCCCUCAGGCUCCUCGCUGCCCGCCUACUUUAUCAAGGGCUCCAUCAUCCAGCUGGCGGACGGGGAGCUGAAGCAUGUGGAGGACCUGAAGACGGACGACUUCAUCCAGAGCGCUGAGAUAAGCAGCGAGCUGAAGAUAGACUCGUCCACCGUAGAGCGCAUCGACGACAGCCACACACCCAACUUUGCCAUCGUACAGUUCUCCGUGGGUGAGCACCGCGCUCAGGUGAGUGUGGAGGUGCAGGUAGAGUAUCCCUUCUUCGUAUUCGGCCAGGGCUGGUCGUCGUGCUGCCCGGACCGGACCACUCAGCUGUUAGAACUACCCUGCACAAAGCUCUCAGUGGGGGACGUCUGCAUCUCCCUCACCCUGAAGAACCUGAGGAAUGGCUCACUGAAGAAGACCCAGCAGACCCAGAACCAGGCCAUGGAAAUCACUACUAGCUGCAACAUGGGCUCCAUCCACGGGCCCCUCAAACCCUCCAGGUCUUCCCGGGGUGGAAGGGGGUCAGCCAGGCACGGGGAGCAGGAGAACGGGGUGGGCCAUAGAGGCUCCAGGGGAAGUGGGGGAAUAGUGGUUGAAGGUGUUCAGUUUGCCUCAGAGAAUGGGGAACUGAGGUUCGGCGUCAGGGGGGAGGCCAACCUGAAAGGAGGCCAGCCUGGAGAUUCAGAAUCCAGCAGGGGUGCCGCCAAGCCGGCGAGCCGCAAGAGGAGGUGGUCGGCCCCCGAGGGCCGUCAGGUGGAGAGGAGCGAGGAGGUGCCCCAGUUGACUCUACCCAAACCUUCCUUUAUCACUCAGGAGAAGGUUAGAACUACACAUCUAAUCCUAAACAAGGGGUCACCAGAUGCCUCGACACUCAUCCACCUAGACCACUCAGCUAGGUGAUGUCACCCAGCAGGGCCAGAGCAGCCAGGCGAGGUCACCAGGCCGCGCCACUGGGCCACCAUAAAGAGAGAACUCUUCCUUCCUUUGUUAUGUUUGGGUGACAGUGGAGUCAUUCUGUUAUUAUUCUUGAAACGUUCUGAGUUGAUAAUGAUAUAUUUAAAUGAGUGUCUAAAACUUUGAGGUCAGGGGUCACAUACUGUAUGUAUAGUUUGAUCCAGGGCGGUUAAGUAAAGUGUUUAUGUUAUUCCUUUAUACCCUACAUACAUUUACAAUCACACUGAGUUGAUGAACUAUGGGAUUAUUCAAAGGAAGAUGAUUUUUACUUGGUGCAACCUUUUCCUUUUCAUUCUAAUGGCAGAAAGAAAGAGCUUAUGUCUCAAAUGGUCCCCUAUUCCCUAUAUAGUGCACUGCUUUUACUAAGGCUCUAUCCUUAUGGGCCCUAGUCAAAAGUAGUGCACAAUAUAGGGAAUAGGGGCCAUUUGGAACGCAGUCAGAGAGUCACUGUUGAGUCUUUAGAGAGAGACAGCAUGUUGUCUUGAAGCACUUGCAUUUGCACACCUGUCACACUCACCAACUGUUGAUAACUCAACUAUUAUUAUUGUUAUUAUUAUUGUUAUUGUUAUUAUUGGUCUCUCUUCAUUAACACAGUACUGUAUGUUUUUGUUAUUUUACCUUGAGGAAGAAGUAGAACUCUGUGACAGCAGCACUUUAGAACAGUGAAGGGGUCAUCAUGAUUUCAUAGGGUAAUGAUGAUGUCAUGGGGUCACACAGUCACUUGACCUUUGACAGGGAUGAAUGUGACAGGUGAUGGAGCGAGUGCCAGUUAGGAGAGGGAAAGAAAGAGAGAAAGAAAACAGAGGAAUAUAGAGGAUAAUAUAAUAGCAGAAGAGUGUUUUUUUUUGUUAAUGCACUUUCCUCCAAUCAGAACAUGCUCUUCAAAAUAUGGAUGUGGUCAAAAAAUGACACAUAUCUGCCUUUUCAAGGAAAUCAAAAUGUCAAUGAAGUCCAAAAGGAUGGGAAAGGAUGGGAAUAGGCAGGAACUAUGUACAGGUAUGUUGUGGACGAGACUGAGAGAGAGUUAUAGACGCUCUGGACACAGCAUUUUUGAGGUGUGUCUUAUACAUAAUGUAUGUACGGGAAGUGUGCAUGAAUGUAGGUAUGUGUAAGUACACACACACCAGAGGAGGCUGGUGGGGGUAGUUAUAGGAGGACAUGUUCAUUGUAAUGGCUGGAAUGGAAUAGAUGGAACAGAGUCAAACACACUUUUUCCAGGUGUUUGAUGUGUUUGGUACCAUUGCAUUGAUUCCAUUCCAGCCAUUACAAUAAGCCCGUCCUCCUAUAGCUCCUCCCACCAGCCUCCUCUGACACACACACACACACACAAACACACAUGGAAUACAGUACCUACCCAGACAGGCCUCUCCUGAAGGUGAGGGAGGACUGUAUGUAUUUCAUACUCGUUGAUAAACGUUUAAUAUGUAUCCAAAUACUUUUGUUGCAUAGAUGUUUCCCCUUGAUGAUAUAGAGAAGCCAAUAUAUUUGAGUAGGAAACUAAGACGAUAGUGAUUCUCAGUGGUCUGUGCAGCGUGUGUUUGUUUGUGUGUGUGCGUGUGUGUGUGUGUGUUUGUAUAUGUGUAUAGAAAUAUCAUAUAAGUUAAUUUGAUAUAUCCAAUGUUAAAUGUCCAGGGUUCCUGUUUUUGGAGUUCUACUUAAGAGAAUCUUGCAAUUUGCACAUCUGGAGAGGUAGUCAGUUGGGUGACAUGACUUUUUGGCUGUGUCCAAAAUGUCGCCCUUUUCCCUAUAUAGUGCACUGACCAAAAGUAGUGCACUAUAUAGGGAAUAGAAUGCCAUUUCAGAUACAACUAUGUUUUCAGCCAGGUUGCACACACAAACACACACACUCACACAAACACACAGUGAGCUGAAACCAUAGAGAUAGGUAGAGGACUCAUCUUUGUAUCUGUGCCAUUAUAGUGUUUGUGGCAGCCUCAAUGGCGCUGUCCAUGCUAUCUCCAUUUUAAAGUAGUCAAUUUUCAUCUUCACUAUUGGCUGGUCCCUCCUGAUGACCCGGUUGGACAUGACUCCAACAGGGUCACCAGGAGGGAUCAUCCAAUGAAGUUGGACGUCCCACCCAGUUGACUACAUUAAAAUGUUGGAAUCCCUCAAUGGUGCUACCCAUGCUAAUACGACCUUUUGGCCACUAGAGGCCUCUAUCAUUCUCUAUGGCUGAAACCCCAUUUUACUGAAAUGUAGCAGUUACUUAACAAGUGCGCUCCCUGCUGAUUGGCUCCGACAAUCUUGACUCUGCUCCUCAUUGGACAACCACACUGUCAAUCACAUCUGUGGCAUGUCCAUGUCCCGCCCACUUGUUGGGGGUUUGGCUGAGAGACAAUGUGGAGGUGUGUUGGUCGGUCUUGGAGUCGGGGGCGGGGCAACCAGCAGGUACACCUGUUGAGCUCUCUGAUUGGACUAGAUUUUCAGGUGUGUUUAGGUGGUAUAAGAUGUGGCAGAGUAGGAGAAGUUUGUAGAAGUUGCUUCUAGCCACUGAUGUAGGUUCAGAUGUUUAGUUCAUCCCCCUAAAGGUUAGUGUUAGGUGUGGGUGUAGGGGAAUCUGAUCCUAGAUCUGUGGGUAAGAGGAACUCCUACCUGGAGGGCGUGUGCGGGUGAUUGCCGUGGUGAUGGACAGAUGGUUGUGUGACUUGGACGGAUGGAUGGAUGGAUGGAUGGAUGGUAAAGUCAGAUGGAUGGUGGUGGUGGUGGCGGGGAGUGAGUAGACAGCCUGUAUAAGAUUUGAAAAUGCUUUAUUGUUUUUAAUAAAACAGGUUUCUCAGAUCAACA